UCCCUUGGGCCCUUGGGCCGGGUGUGGGAGUUGAGUGUGGGAGUUGCGGGCCUGAGUAGUCUGUGGAAGCCAGACCCAGAAGCGCUUUUGGAUGUGAGUACUCCGUACUGGCUCCCAACCCCAAAACCGGUGGUGUGACCUCAAGCCCUCCAGGCGCUAGCCCCUUUGCUUUCCAGGGCCUUGCUUCUACUGGGCCGGGAGUCACCAUGGAAACUGAAGCGUCCAUCAUCCGCAUCCCCCCGUACCACUACAUCCAUGUGCUGGACCAGAACAGCAAUGUGUCCCACGUGGAGGUUGGGCCCAAGACAUUCAUCCGGCAGGACAAUGAGAGGAUCCUGUUUACCCCCGUGCGCAUGGUGACUGUCCCCCCACGCCACUAUUGCAUCGUGGCCAACCCCGUGACCCGGGAUGACCAGGGCUCGGUGCUCUUUGAUACCACGGGGCAGGUACGGCUCCGCCACGCAGACCUGGAGAUCCGGCUGGCCCAGGAGCCCUUUCCCUUGUUCCCGGGGGAGAUUCUAGAAAAGGGUAUCACCCCGCUGCAGGUCGUUAUGCCCAACACUGCCCUUCAUCUUAAGGCACUGCUGGAUUUUGAGGAUAAGAAUGGAGACAAGGUGAUAGCAGGAGACGAGUGGCUCUUUGAAGGCCCAGGCACAUACAUCCCCCAGAAGGAGGUGGAGGUCGUGCAGAUCAUCCAGGCCACGAUCAUCAGGCAGAACCAGGCCCUGCGGCUCAGGGCCCGGAAGGAGUGCCUGGACCGGGACGGGAAGGAGCGGGUGACAGGAGAGGAAUGGCUGGUGCGCAAGGUGGGCGCUUACCUCCCAGCAGUGUUUGAGGAGGUCCUGGACUUGGUGGACGCUGUGAUCCUUACGGAAAAGACGGCCCUGCACCUGCGAGCUCGGCAGAACUUCCGAGACCUGAGGGGCGUGACCCGCCGCACGGGGGAGGAGUGGCUGGUGACCGUGCAGGACACGGAGGCCCACGUGCCGGAUGUCUACGAGGAGGUGCUGGGGAUUGUGCCCAUCACCACCUUGGGCCCCCACAACUACUGUGUGAUUCUGGACCCCCUGGGACCGGAUGGCAAGAACCAGCUGGGGCAAAAGCGAGUGGUCAAGGGAGAGAAGUCCUUUUUCCUCCAGCCGGGCGAGACGCUGGAACGGGGCAUCCAGGACGUGUACGUGCUGUCGGAGCAGCAGGGACUGUUGCUGCGGGCCCUGCAGCCUCUGCAGGAGGGUGACGGCGAGGACAGGGUCUCCCGCCAGGCCGGGGACUGCUGGCUCAUCCGAGGGCCCCUGGAGUACGUGCCGUCCGCCAAGGUGGAGGUGGUAGAAGAGCGCCAGGCCAUCCCGCUGGACGAGAAUGAGGGCAUCUAUGUGCAGGACAUCAAGACAGGAAAGGUGCGUGCUGUGAUCGGAAGCACCUACAUGCUGACCCAGGAUGAAGUCCUGUGGGAAAAAGAGCUGCCUCCCGGGGUGGAGAUGCUGCUGAACAAGGGGCAGGACCCCCUGGCAGACCGGGGUGAGAUGAACAUAGGCAAGACCUUCCCGCCCCCCGCCCCUCGGGACAAGACCCGCGUGGUCAGCUACCGCGUCCCUCACAACACCGCGGUGCAGGUGUACGACUACAGGGCCAAGAAAGCUCGCGUGGUCUUUGGGCCUGAGCUGGUGUCCCUGGGACCUGAGGAGCAGUUCACGGUGCUGUCCCUCUCGGCUGGGCGGCCCAAGCGCCCCCACGCCCGCCGCGCACUCUGCCUGCUGCUCGGGCCUGACUUCUUCACAGAUGUCAUCACCAUCGAAACCGCAGACCACGCCAGGCUGCAGCUGCAACUGGCCUACAACUGGCACUUUGCCCUGAGUGAUCAGAAGGACCCCCAAGAGGCAGCCAAGAUCUUUGCGGUGCCUGACUUCGUGGGGGACGCCUGCAAGGCCAUUGCUUCCCGGGUGCGGGGGGCUGUGGCUUCCGUCACCUUCGAUGACUUCCACAAGAACUCUGCCCGCAUCAUUCGCACUGCCGUCUUCGGCUUCGAGACCCAGGAGAGCAAGGGCCCCGGCAGCCUCGCCCUGCCCCAGCCCCGGGAUCGGGCCGUCUUCCCCCAGAACGGACUGGUGGUCAGCAGCGUGGAUGUGCAGUCCGUGGAGCCGGUGGACCAGAGGACCCGGGACGCCCUGCAGCGCAGCGUCCAGCUGGCCAUCGAGAUCACCACCAACUCGCAGGAGGCAGCCGCCAAACAUGAGGCCCAGAGACUGGAGCAAGAAGCCCGAGGCCGGCUGGAAAGGCAGAAGAUCUUGGACCAAUCGGAAGCUGAAAAAGCGCGCAGGGAACUCUUGGAGCUGGAGGCUCUGAGCACUGCUGUGGAGAGCACCGGGGCAGCCAAGGCAGAGGCCGAGUCCCGCGCAGAGGCCGCACGCAUCGAAGGGGAGGGCUCCGUGCUGCAGGCCAAGCUGAAAGCCGAGGCCCUGGCCAUCGAGACGGAGGCUGAGCUCCAGCGGGUGGAGAAAGUGCGGCAGCUAGAACUGGCCUAUGCCCGAUCCCAGCUGGACCUGGAGGUGCUCAAGGCCCAGGAGCUGGCAGAGGUGGAAGUGAAGAAGUUCAAGCAGAUGACGGAGGCCCUGGGCCCCAGCACCAUCAGGGACCUUGCGAUGGCCGGGCCGGAGAUGCAGGUCAAACUGCUCCAGAGCCUGGGCCUGAAGUCAACCCUCAUCACCGAUGGCUCCACUCCCAUCAACCUAUUCAACACGGCCUUUGGUCUACUCGGGCUAGGGUCUGAGGCCCCGCUCCCAACGAAAAAGGCAGCUCUGGGACUCAGCUCCCAAGAAGGCUUGAUUCUCCAGACCCCCGCUGCCCCUCAGGCGCCUGGAAGCAACUAAGUCAUGCCUUAGUUCUUUUCUGCACUGACCAAUAAAACCAACACUUUUGGGCA
Condylura cristata (star-nosed mole) is the source of this 2920-nucleotide messenger RNA. RefSeq names its product major vault protein (gene MVP). Gene Ontology annotation, cellular component: nucleus; cytoplasm. The record is from RefSeq and is a predicted model, not a curated record. Bases 207 to 2867 code for a protein of 886 amino acids. Lineage: Eukaryota; Metazoa; Chordata; Mammalia; Eulipotyphla; Talpidae. The transcript has 15 exons.